This is a messenger RNA of Australozyma saopauloensis, 924 nucleotides long. RefSeq names its product Ure2p (gene URE2). The coding region runs from base 1 to 924 and encodes 307 amino acids. The transcript has a single exon. Lineage: Eukaryota; Fungi; Ascomycota; Pichiomycetes; Serinales; Metschnikowiaceae. Gene Ontology annotation, molecular function: transcription corepressor activity. Gene Ontology annotation, biological process: regulation of nitrogen utilization. The record is from RefSeq and is a predicted model, not a curated record.
AUGAACGGAAGAGACGACAAUACCCACACAGGCACCAUUUCCAACUUGAGUGCCGGGUUGAAACUGGUUUCACUCGCCGAUCAGCAACAAAAUGCGGUCAACUUGAAUUUGCUACAGCAACACCUCCAUAACGAAACCGAUAACAGUGCUACACAGAAUCGGAUUAGCCGCUUUUUCGCCAACCAGCCCACCGAAGGUUAUACGCUCUUCUCGCACCGGUCCGCGCCCAACGGGUUCAAGGUGGCUAUUAUUUUGCUGGAACUUGACUCACCUUUCAACACCAUCUUCUUGGACUUCAACAACGGUGAGCAGCGUGCUCCGGAGUUUGUGUCCAUCAACCCGAACGCACGUGUGCCUGCGUUGAUUGACCAUGCCAACGAUAACACCUCCAUUUGGGAGUCGGGCGCCAUUAUUUUGUACUUGGUUUCCAAGUAUUUGAAAGAGCAGGGCGAGUGUCCACUCUGGUCUGAUAAUAUGGUAGAGCAGUCGCAGAUUUCCUCCUGGCUCUUUUUCCAGACUUCUGGCCAUGCUCCAAUGAUUGGACAGGCUUUACACUUCCGUUACUUCCAUUCGUGCCCUGUUCCAUCUGCUGUGGAGAGAUACACCGAUGAGGUGAGACGAGUUUAUGGAGUCAUCGAGAUGGCUUUGGCCGAGCGCAGAGAGGCCUUGAUCAUGGACUUGGACCGCGACAACGCAGCCGCCUACUCCGCAGGAACUACGCCCUUGAGCUCUUCUAGAUAUUUCGACUAUCCCGUGUGGCUCGUCGGAGACCGUGCUACAGUGGCCGACUUGUCGUUUGUGCCAUGGAAUAACGUGGUGGACAGAAUUGGAAUUAAUCUUAAACUGGAAUUUCCAGAGGUAUAUAAAUGGACAAAGAACAUGAUGAGGCGACCAGCUGUGAUUCGUGCUUUGAGAGGAGACUAA